AGAAAAUGCGGUGUGUUUAUGUUAGCUCCACAGUCAAGUGUUGCGUUUGCACUUUGACAUGCAAAGACAUGCUGCAACUGCUGACAAGAAUUAUUCCAGUAGUUUGUUUAAUUCGUAAACACGGUGAAAUAUUUACUUUUAAUGAGGAAUGCUUUUCAGCUUAUGUUGCACUUAAGCUGCUACAACUACAUUCACCAUAAUAAAAAAUCCAGGCUUGCCUCUCUCGUUGCUCCGCCUCCUGGUUCCUCCAUUGCAGCUUCGCUGGGCCGCCAUGUGGCGACUGGCAAAGCAGAAAGAUGUGAUGAAUUACCAUAAACUCCAAGAGUUUGUGCACACGCUGACCGAGGCGGUGCCUGGACUGAUGACCCAAAGACAGACGGCUCAGCUCAUUCUGGGUCUCAGAGCCCGGCGGAUCCUGGAGCUGUGCAAAGGCUCCGUCCGAGGUUCUGUUGACUCUCAAAUGAUCCAGGCGCACUUAGAGAACCUCCCGCUAACCUCAGAUCACGGCGAUGCGGAGGUGAAAGCAGCAGAGUCCACGUUUGUCGCCUUGGUUCAGAGCCUGCUUCAAGAUCCAGCUGAGCGAGCGUACUUCUUCCAGGAGGUCUUCCCGAUAGAGUAUGGAGCCAAGUAUGACGCUGCUCUGCAUGUGCUACUGUGGGAGCUGCUCUCCAAGCUGGAGAAGCUGCUUCCAAUACCAGACCUGGAGCAGACUGCAGCCUGGCUGGGCUCAACUCCUGCCUUAUUGGAUGAAUGUGUCCAGUCCACUACAGAAGAGCUGGGCUUGAUCUUUGAGCACUGCAAGAGCUCCGCACUUUUUAAAAUGCCCUACGGCAACUCCACCAGCCUUGGCGGCUGCAUCAUGUCCGCUCUGUCCAUCCCGCCCUCUCACAGAGCAAACCUCGCCGUCACACCGGAGUUGGUCAACAACUACGCCAGCAUCACGAACCCCCUCGCUGUCGUGGGGGCCGAAGAGUACGGCGUGGUGACGGUCUACACCGAGGUGGAGGUCGGGGCGUCGGACGUGCCGGCGGCAGAAGUUCAGAUGUGUUUCUACGAGGAAGAGGUGACACCUGAGGAGUCCGCGGCGGAGACCGUGGACGUCAACAGAGCGCUGGAAACCCUGACCAAAACAUUCGCCUUCAGUAAGGAGAGCCUCGAAAACGACGGCGCCGCUUUAGAAGAUGAAGAAGACGGCGUUGUGGGUGAGGUGGAAGCUGAUGUCCAACCUGGUGGUGUGAGUUGUGACGCCGCUGACGGCCCCGCUCAACUUCCUGCUGUCUGCCAGACACAAGCAUCCACGAGCUGCAGCCGCUCAUGUGGCUUGAAGAGCGUCCGAGCCACCCAAGCAGCUGCCUCGUGCGUGAUCGCUGUCAAAGGAAGCGACAAAGGGGAUUCCGAUGAGAUGACGUCCAUCAUCUUCACAUGCUCACAGUGUCCCUUCCACCACUCUGAGGACAACAGCCCUCCCCACUUCCACAUGCAGAGUGUUCCCACUGAGGAAUACCGGAAGCUCUCGGGAGCCAACGUGACUCCGACUCCCUCAGGCACGGAUGAGAUUUUUACAUCCAUUAAACUUUUCCCCAAAGGAGGCGCAGAGCAGCCAGAAGGCGCGCCCGUCAAAGACGACUCAGUGAGUUCCUCCCGGGCCCCCAGCAGACUGACGUGCGAGACGUGCGGCAGGACCUUCACACGCACGUCCGACGUCAGGCGACACCAGCUCACCCACACGGGCGAGCGACCCUUCCGCUGCUCGCAGUGUGACCGCACCUUCCAGCACUCUUGGGACCUGGCCAAGCACCAGAGCAAGUCGCACGCCACCGCCAUCUCCUUCGCCUGCCCGCCGUGCCGCACCACCUUCGCCAACCUGCGCACGCUGACCGCCCACCACAAGCGCUGCCACUCGGGCGAGAGCCACCUGCCGCACAUCUGCUCCAUCUGCAGCUGCAUCUUUGCCUCCGCCAGCGAGCUGCUGGAGCACAGGACGUCGCACGUGGCCGCCAAGCGUUACGUCUGCCUGAAGUGCGGUGAGGGCUUUGACUCGCUUCUGGCGCGCUCUCUGCACCGGCAGACCCAUCGGGUCAAGCGCCAGUUCAAGUGCCCGCACUGCGAGAAGACGUACACGCGGCGGUCGGACGUGAAGCGGCACCUGGCCACGCACACGGGGGAGCGUCCGCACCAGUGCGGCCAGUGCAGCAAACGGUUCUCGCUGCGCUUCAUGCUCGUGAAGCACCUCCGCGUCCACACGGGCGAGCGGCCGUUCCAGUGCUCGCACUGCCCAAAGAGGUUCACCCUGGCGUCCGUGCUGGCCCGACACGAGAGGAUGCACACGGGAGAAAAGCCCUUCCUGUGCUCCCAGUGCGGGAAGGCCUUCUUGUCCCAAGGGGAGCUCUCCAAACAUCAUAGGUCGCACGUGGACGACAAGCCCUACACCUGCCCGCAGUGCAGCAAACGCUUCAAGAGCAAGAAGACCCAGCAGGAGCACAUGGUCUCACACACCGGCGUCCGCCCUUACCCCUGCACCUACUGCGGCAAGGGCUUUGCCAAACCCUACGCGCUGACCCGACACCACCUCAUCCACACAGGAGAGAGGCCCUUCCCUUGCAGCUACUGCCACAAGACCUUCCUCACACUCAGCGAGGCGCAGCUGCACCAGCGCGUCCACACGGGCGAGAAGCCGUAUGCCUGUGACGCCUGCCAGCUCAAGUUCAAGAGCUCGUCGGAGCUGGCUUGGCACAAGCGCGGCCACACGGGCGUGAAGCCGCCGAGGCCCGACUGUGGCAAGUGUAGGAAGAGCUUCUCGUCCAAGGCCAAACUCAAGAAGCACAUGGAGACGCACGACGAGGAAGGACAAGCGGCUCCAAUUCAAUAGCGACACGUACAGUAGUGAACAAUACUCAUACUCAUCGUGGCUGACGUUUCAAUGGUGCCUUUGAUUGUUAUGUGCACAAGCGUCAUCAGCUACACCAGGGGUGUCCAAAGUGUGGCCCGGGGGCCAUUUGUGGGCAGCUGCUGGGUUUUUUAAGGCCCCCAGCACAUUGUAAAAACAUCAAUUAACAAGAAAACUUCACAUCAGCUGAAAUGUUACAAGAAUAAAGUCCAAAUAUUCAGACAAAAAAGUUGAAGUCUAAUGAAAAAAAGGAACAUUACAAGAAUAACAUAAUAUGAGGAUAAAUAGUCAUUUAAAGUUCAAAUAGUAAAGAAGAUGUUAUUUCUUUAAAGUUGUCAUAUCAUGAGAAACAAACAAAACAACGAAAAAAGUUAAAGAAAUCUGCAGAAAUGUAAAAAGCAAUAAUAAUAAAAGUCGUAACAUGAGGAACAAAAUAAUGUCAUUUUUAGAUGAUUAGUUUUAAUAUGAAGUAAGUAAUUCUCUCAUCUUACGAGAAGAACACUUAGGAACACUAAGAAGAAAGUUGAAAUAUUUGGAACAUUUAAACAAACAACAGCAAAAAUAGGGAAAAAAACGAAUAAAAGGCUUUUCCACAAGGCUGAGAUGCACUUUUUCCUUGCAAUAUUUCUAACCUCUUAGCGUAUUUACAAAACACGAGAAAAACAAAUUGCAAUUUUACAACAAUAAACUGAAAAUAUUAAGAGGACAAAUGACAUGAUCUUAGUAGCAUGGAGUUGAAGUUUUAAAGAAAAAACUGUUAUAUGACAAACAAAUGAGGUUGUUAUCAUGUUACAAUAAAGUCAUAAUAUUACAAGAAGAAAGUUUCUGAAGGUUAUUUAAGGAAGUUGGAACAUUAAAAAAAAACAGCAAAAAUGGGUAAAAAAAAGUUUUUGCUAGUAGGCAUAUCACAAGAUGAGAUGCAGUUUUCUCUUGAAACAUCACCGACUGUGUACAUAAUGACCUCUUAGUGUUGCUUUCCAUAAUAGCAAAGUGGCAAAGUUGCAUCCUUUCAUUUUUCACACGCAGCCGUCGUUUGGACCCCCCUGUCCUACACUAGUUUUGUAUUUGUGAUUUUUUUUUUCUUUUCUGUAGCAAAUGCUGUAACAUGCAAAAGCAACAAGUCUGUGUACAUUCAAGUCAUCCAGAUCACGGUAAUCCGCUUCCUGUUUGGUGAAGACGUUUCACCCGCAGGAGUCCAGUUGCCUCGAUUCAACAUAAAAUAACAUUCAACUUGCCGACUGUCGUCCUGGUGCUUUUUUCCUGAUUGUUAGGGCUGUCAGCGUUAAUGUGUUGGAAGUUUCCUUUAACGUGCGCGCGUCCCGUUUGACCCUUGGCCCACACCGUAUUUUGAGGAAGUAGCGGUGACUGCGGAGCCACAACUGGCAACAAAUAUUGAUGAGAAACGGAGAAAGAAAAGAGUGUUUUGAUUGGUACGUUUAGCUUGCUUGCUUGGCCGAUGGCUCUCGCAACAAGACCAAAGUUAUUUGUCUCGACUGUCGCUGUGAUUCCAGUUAUCAUGGAACACAUCACUUGCCAGAGAGAAGCAAGAAGUUAUUGGAUCGCUACCGGUAUUUUUUAUUGUCAUUUAUACUGUGGCGCCUUGGCAUGGUUUCCCAACUAACCAGUGUUUUUUAUACAUGCGAACCGAACCGCGAGCUAAAAUUUGGGUUAGGAGCUGUUAUUUACCGGCAGGCAUAGCCGAGGACAGCUAUUUGGGGGCUUGUGUCAAUGUGACCGUGGCUGAAGACCUGAAUGGCUGUAAAUAGCAUUAGCAGCACUAGCAUUAGCAUUAGACUUUCAACGCAUGGGCAAAACAUACGCACAUUAUGGUGAUGUAAUUCAUCAUAUUGAUGAUGUAUUGUAUGAAACAUGACAGGAACAGGAACCACAUCAAAUUAAAAGCACUAAAUGAAUACAGAGCCACCGUCCACCAGUACCAGCCUGGACUUGUUUUCCAGAGAGGUUGUGCACCAUAAAUGUGCACAUUAGCAUUCACCAAGGUCAUCAGAUCUGAUCGUAGUAUCAGUAUUUGGGGGCAAAUAUGAGGUGAAGGAGGAAGGCUGAGAAUACAGUAUAGUAGUCUAUGUGUGCAGCGGGACCAACUUACAUGGUGCGUUUGAGGACCGUCCAACAAAGUGGGACAAAUUGCCGCUUGCACGAAACAUGAAAA
Messenger RNA from Dunckerocampus dactyliophorus (ringed pipefish), 5057 nucleotides. RefSeq names its product zinc finger protein 813-like. The record is from RefSeq and is a predicted model, not a curated record. The transcript has 8 exons. Gene Ontology annotation, cellular component: nucleus. Bases 272 to 2869 code for a protein of 865 amino acids. Gene Ontology annotation, molecular function: RNA polymerase II transcription regulatory region sequence-specific DNA binding; DNA-binding transcription factor activity, RNA polymerase II-specific. Gene Ontology annotation, biological process: regulation of transcription by RNA polymerase II. NCBI's taxonomy places the organism in Eukaryota, Metazoa, Chordata, Actinopteri, Syngnathiformes, Syngnathidae.